AUGGAAGAGUAUGAGAAGUUCUGUGAGAAAAGUCUCGCCACAAUCCAAGAAGCACCAGUCUCCGGGGACGGCUUCCUACCUGCCCAAUCUGAAAGCACCUCACUGAUAAGCUUCCAUGGAGUGGCUGUCCUUUCUCCACUGCUUAACAUUGAGAGGAGAAAGGAAAUGCAACAAGAAAAGCAGAAAGCCCUUGAUGUAGAAGCAAGAAAGCAGGUUAACAGGAAGAAAGCUUUACUGACUCGUGUCCAAGAGAUCCUUGAAAACGUUCAGGUUAGAAAAGCACCUAUUGCCAGUGACUUUGAUCAGUGGGAGACGGAAACAGUUUACUCUAAUUCAGAAGUCCCACACUUGAAUGUUCCUGCUACAUUUCCAAAUAACUUGCCAAGCCCUCCUGCACAAUGUACUUCAAAAAGGUUUGAAACAAAACCUGGAAUUUUGCGUUUGGGUAAUGAGGACCAACUUCAGUGUAAUGGAGUCGACUUAGCUAGUGACUCAGAAGGAUCCAGUUCCCUGAAGCAAUGUGAUGGCUCAGACAUUAGCCACACAAAAAAUGAACCUUCUCCAAAGACCUGUUCAGCAACCCCACCAGAAACUCUAAUUUCUGAUAGUCUCUCCCCGCAAAAUGAAGCACAGGAUCCAACCAUUUUGGAAGAAGUCACUCUGGACCCCUACAUAAUGAGUCUUCAAAAACUGAUGAAAAAAUCAAAGGAAUAUAUAGAAAGAGAACAGUCUCGACGCAGCCUGGGAAGUAGUGCGAAGAGGAGUUUUAAUGAGAGUCAUUCUGACCAAGAAAAUGAUGCUGGAAAAGUACAGACAGCGGACUUAACUGUUCAAGAUGCUGAUGAGGAAACAAACAUACCUGGAAAGGAGAAAGGUCAGUGGCUAGGUAAACACUGCAGCUCAGCGAUUCUUGACAAACCAAGCCUUAAUAAAUCAAAUGUCCUCCUCCAAGGUGCUUCCACUCAAGCUAGCAGCGUGAGCCCGUCCGUUCUGACUAGCUUUUCUAAAGUGGACCUGCCUAGACAAGCUGACCAUCCCACUGUUGUAGAUUCUGAUACUGAUGUCAAGGUCAUUCCCACUCUUGUUCCUGAAAGUCAUGUUAGCAAAAAUCUCACUGGUUCCUAUGCCAAAUUACCUAGUCCAGAGCCAAGCAUGAGUCCUAAACUGCAUCGAAGACGUUCUAGGCCAUCAUCAGCAUGUCAUAUACUUAUAAAUAAUCCUAUAAAUGCCUGUGAAUUAAGUCCAAAAGGAAAAGUACAGACAGUGGACUUAACUGUUCAAGAUGCUGAUGAGAAAACAAACAUACCUGAAACUGUGCCAAAGUUUCCCGUGGAUUUAACUGGAGCACAUUCAAGCAAGGUUUAUGACAGCAAAAAUGCGUCCGAAGUCGUGGCCGAAACGGCUCUAAGUAAAUCAAAGCAGGUAUGUCAGUCUUCAGGAAAUCAACUCGUAAAUAAAGUCAUUCAUGGACUCGAUCCUGUGGAAGGUCAGCUGCCAUCUGAUGGGAGAGGACCACAUAAAAUGGACAGCAGCUGUACGGCAGUACUGAGUUCGCAUGACCCACAUGGUACCAACCAAUGUAUAAUGAGUCAGAACUUUGGGAGUGUGAGUGGCCUUCAGCCAGCCAGUGUGCUUGAGAAAACCUCCUGCACUUUACAGAUGGAACUGAACAAGUCUUACGAUGUAAAGAACCCGUCUCCCUUACUGAUGCAAACCCAGGAUAGUAAGCAGCAGAUGGACACACCCACAGUGUCCUGUAGGAAUGAAGAGCUUUUGGAAAACAGUUUUGAGAAAGUUAAGCGGAGAUUAGAUUUAGAGAUUGAUAGCAUGCAGAAAGAAAACUACCCUUAUGUUAUAACAACUGGAAUAACUGAUCAGGAAAGGCAACCUUUGUUGGAAAAAAGAUACCCUAAGGGCCCUGUGUGCAUCAACAAGAAUAAAAUAUUAGAAAAGAGUUCAAAAGAGUGUGAGGAGGUCUUAAAAAGCAAGAUGUUAGCUUUUGAAGAAAUGCGGAAGCGACUAGAAGAACAGCAUGCCCAGCAGCUCUCACUACUCAUAGCUGAGCAGGAGAGGGAACAGGAAAGAUUGCAGACGGAAAUAGAAGAGCAGGAGAAAAUGUUAAAGGAGAAGCAGGUGGUCCCAGCAGGCACCUCUGCGCUUGAUAGCAGCCAUGCACUGGAGCUAGAGUGGAGAAAAAUCGGUGGCUCUGGGUUGCUAGAAACGAUGCUGUCUCAAGUGGACACACUCCAUACUUCAAGUUCAAAUCAUUCUGGUUUCCUGAAUUCUACCCUGCAGCACAGCUUUGGUGCUGCAAACGAGUCACCAUUCUACCUCUGGGGAUCCUCAACUAGUGGUUUGACCAAAAUCUCAGUAAUCAGAACUUUUGGAAGGGCCAAAACUAGAUGGUCUCAGGUUUUCAGUCCAGACGUACAAGGAAAAUUCAACAAAAUAAGCGCUGUGGCAAAAGGGUUUCUCACUCGCCGACUUCUGCAGACUGAGAAGCUGAAGCAGCUUCGACAAACUGUGAAAGAUACCAUGGAAUUCAUGAAAAGUUUUCAGUCCGAAGCCCCAUUAAAGAGAGGCGUUGUUUCUGCACAAGAUGUCUCUCUUCAAGAACGAGUGUUAGCGCAGUUGCGAGCUGCCCUGUAUGGUAUUCAUGACAUAUUCUUUGUAAUGGAUGCAGCUGAAAGAAUGUCUAUUCUGCACCAUGAUCGAGAAGUCCAAAAAGAGAAAAUGCUCAGACAAAUGGAUAAAAUGAAAAGCCCGCGAGUAGCUCUUUCAGCUGCAACACAGAAGUCUCUUGAUAGGAAGAAGUACAUGAAAGCUGCUGAAAUGGGAAUGCCAAAUAAGAAAAUUUUCCUUAAACAAAAUCCUUCUGAAACAAGAGUCCUUCAGCCAAACCAAGGACAGAAUGCACCUGCUCAUAGGCUACUUAACAGACAAGGAACCCCUAAGACAUCAGUGAAGGGGGUUGUGCAAACUAGACAGAAGCCUUCACAGAGCAGAGUGCCUAGCAGAGCGCCUGUUUCAGGAGUAUAUGCAGGAAAAAUCCAAAGAAAGCGGCCAAAUGUUGCGACAAUUUAA
This is a messenger RNA of Chrysochloris asiatica (Cape golden mole), 3084 nucleotides long. RefSeq names its product centriolar coiled coil protein 110kDa (gene CCP110). The record is from RefSeq and is a predicted model, not a curated record. Gene Ontology annotation, cellular component: centriole. The transcript has 14 exons. Gene Ontology annotation, biological process: regulation of cytokinesis; centriole replication; centrosome duplication. Lineage: Eukaryota; Metazoa; Chordata; Mammalia; Afrosoricida; Chrysochloridae. Bases 1 to 3084 code for a protein of 1027 amino acids.